GCCAUCCCCUUCCAGUGUUGUGGCUCACACCUCAUACCGGCCGGCCAGGACUAGAGAGGCUCACGGCUACGGUGCUGCCAGCCGUCCAGAUAGCUCUGCAGGACCUCAGCACGCAGCCUCCACCUCUCAGAAACUAUGAAAUUCAAUUUGACGUCAUCGAUUCUGAGUGUGACAGUGCCAAAGGACUUAAAGCCUUCUUUGAUGCCAUAUGGAAUGGGACCAAGUACUCAAUGGUUUUUGGAGGUGUGUGUCCAUCUGUGACCUCCACAAUUGCGCAAUCUGUGCAGAAUUGGAAGCUUGUGCAGCUGUCGUUUGCUGCCAGUGCAGCUGUUUUAGCUGACAGGGAGAGGUACCCCAACCUCUUCUGCACCGUCCCCUCAGAUGCCACCGUGAGCCGGUCUGUGGUGCGGAUCCUCUCUCAGUACAGGUGGAGCAGGGUGGGCGUCCUCACGGACGGACAGCACAUCUUAGAGAAAGAUCUGACUACAAAACUGAGGGAUGCUAAAAUUGAUGUGGCAAUCAUUGAAAGACUCUCUAACAGUCCCUGCAUCCACUUAAAAAACCUUAUGGACAAUGAUGUACGGAUAAUUAUUGGUCUUUUUGAUGAAAAGUUGGCUUCCAAAGUAUUUUGCUGCGUUCACAACCUCAACAUGUUUGGCAGGAAGUACCAGUGGAUUUUACCAAGUGGUUACAAACAGGGGUGGUGGGAGGACUCCAACAUCUCCACAUGCUCCUCAAAGAGUCUGCUGAUAGCAAUAGAAGGCUACAUCAGUGUGGACCUCAAACAUUUGAGCGACCGACAAAUAAAAGGCAUUUCAGGAAGGACCCCACAGGAGUAUGAGGGGGAAUACAAACAGCAGCUACGGCAGCAACGGUUGGUGGGCAGCAAAUUGCAUGGAUUUGCCUAUGACGGAGUUUGGGCGAUUGCACUAGCAUUAACCCAGGUGAUGGAGUCUAUAAAGCAAAGAGAGAAACACAACAUCCAUCGGAACUUCACUGUCAGCAACACAGAGCUGGAGAACAUGAUCUUGCAUUCCAUGAAGCAACUUCAAUUUGAAGGAGUCACAGGUCCUGUUUUUUUCAGAAACGGACAGCGAAUGGGAUGUCUCAAAUUAAGCCAGUUUCAAGGGGGCAAAGAGAUUGAAGUGGGACUGUAUAACACCAGUACUGAAGUCCUACAACUGACCCGCAAAAUGAAGUUUCAAGGAACCGGUCCAGCCAGAGACCGCACCACAGUCCGUCUACUCAGGAAGGGAGUCAGCCUGCCUCUCUACAGCAUCCUGUCGGCCACCACAGGCUUAGCCAUUAUCACAGCUAUCGGGUUCUUCUGCCUCAACAUCAAAAACCGCGACCACAGGUUAACGAAGACCCCUGGGCUGUUCCUGGACAACCUUGUCUUCCUGGGGACAAUACUGUCCUUCACCUCCAUCUUCAUUUUCGGCCUUGAUAGAUCCCUGGUCUCAGACCACGAUUUGCAGAUCCUCUGCUCUGUGAGGACAUGGUUUCUGUCCAUAGGACACAGCAUUACCUUUGCAGCUUUAUUAGCCAAAAUCUGGAGAGUGUACAUGAAUAUGGAAAUGAACAAGAGCUCCAAGGCCAGCGAUCCAGUAAAGGUGGUUGGCCUGCUGCUGUUUGCGGAUGUGGCCAUACUGACCUGCUGGCAGGUUGUGGACCCACUCAGGCACAUAGAGUCAGAGUCAGGCUGGGAGACUGAUCCAAGUGAUGAGGACAUUGUAAUAAGGCCUUUUAUAACGUGCUGUGAAAGUAGAAGAAUGAAUUUAUGGCUCACCAUCAUGUAUGCUUACAAAGGGCCUGUGAUGCUACUGGGGUGUUUUCUCGCCUGGAGCACCAGGAAGGUGCAGGAGCCUCCCUUGAAUGAUAGCAUGUACCUGGCAGGCAGCGUUCUCAUCUUGACAGUGUUGUGUGUGUGCGGAGUGUCUGGCUACCAUGUGACCAGCCACCAACCCGGUGUGCAGUUCUGUUUUCUUGCUGUUGCCAUCCUGCUCUGCAACACCUCCAUCAUCUGUCUACUGUUCUUGCCAAAGAUUCUUCAUAUUAGGAACAGUCCUGUUGAAACCAGCCAAACUACAGUCACUGACAAAGACCAGACCAGAGACCUCCAGACCACUGACGAAAAUGAGAUUGCUUCUCUGCUGGACAAUCUGCAAAUUGAAAACCAGCACCUCUGCGGACAAAUAACACAGCUUGAUGCAGAGUUAGAGAUACUGGCUGUGCAAUUACUAGAGAAUCCUGAACAGGAGCCUAGCCCACAGGAUGCUCAUAUGGCCCAAAGAGGAAGUAGUGCCUACUUCAGAGAGACCUCAGGAGAGGGUAAAUCCCUGGUACAGCUGGAGCAGCAAGACCCGAACCAGGAGGAUGUAUUUCAGUCGCUCCCUGACAUCAACUCACCUGAACACGUCCAACGAAGAAUGUCUGUUCAGCUGCCUAUUCUGCAUCACGCCUACCUUCCUGGCAUUGGAGGAGUCAAUGCUAGCUGCUCCAGUCUUCUGAACCAAGCCUAAUGCCAUGUUGUUGUCAAUAUUAUGAUCAAUGUUAUUACCGAAAUGAUUAUGAUGAACUCUGAAGCUCAAAAUAUUUCAACACAAUGUAAGUGAAUAGUUGCACAGCUUUGGCCUGUCCUCAUACUUUACAUUUAUAACAACCAUCACAUGUAAUUAAAAGCACAUUAAUGGUCUGUGGAAUAAACAG
Molecule: messenger RNA, 2709 nt
Organism: Hypomesus transpacificus
Lineage: Eukaryota; Metazoa; Chordata; Actinopteri; Osmeriformes; Osmeridae
Product: gamma-aminobutyric acid type B receptor subunit 2-like
Exons: 19
Coding region: 231-2522 (763 amino acids)
Biological process (GO): gamma-aminobutyric acid signaling pathway; G protein-coupled receptor signaling pathway
Cellular component (GO): G protein-coupled receptor heterodimeric complex; membrane
Molecular function (GO): G protein-coupled GABA receptor activity
Source: RefSeq, a predicted model, not a curated record